Molecule: messenger RNA, 1026 nt
Organism: Rotaria sp. Silwood1
Lineage: Eukaryota; Metazoa; Rotifera; Eurotatoria; Philodinida; Philodinidae
Source: the annotation of a GenBank genome assembly
AUGUCAACGGAUUCUAACCAAGCAUUAUCAAACAAUUCACAACAACAACAUGAAAAUAAUUCAUCAACAAUACCCAUCGAAAAUAAUGGUGAAAAUAAUUCAACACAAAUAGCUAUUGAAAAUCAAAAUGAAAAUAAUUUAUCAACAACACCUAUAAAUAAUACAAGUGAAAAUAAUUUAUCAUCAAAAGCUAUUGAAAAUCAAAAAGAAGAAAAUUCAUCAACAACAAUAUCUAUCGAAAAUAAUGAUGAAAAUAAUUUAUCAUCAAAAAUUAUUGAAAAUCAAAAUGAAGAAAGUUCAUCAACAACAUCUACAAAAACUAAAGAUGAAAAUAAUACAUCAGAAAUAUUCAUUGAAAAAGAAGAUAAAAAUCAAUUAAAUACAGAUAUAAAUCAUACAAAUAGUCGAAUGAGUUCACGAAAAAUGACACAAUCACAUUCAUCAAAAACUUCUGAACGAAGUCCAUCACCUAAAACAACAAAUGAAAUUAUAAAUCAAAGACCACUUUCACCUAUUACUCGUCAUCGAAUAGAUAAACAACAAAACUUUAAAUCAACAAAUCAACAACGUACUCGAUCAAAUUCACCACGUAAAACAUUUUCAUAUAUUACACCUGAUGGUUUUAAUUUACGUUAUUGGAAACAACAACGUCGUCAAUUAGCUAAACAAGAAGAAGAUAAUCGAAUUUAUCAUGAAAAUAGAAUAAAAUUAGAACGUUUAGCUCGUAUAGCUAAAGAACCAAGUUCAUAUCCAUCAAUACAUGUUGAACAAGAACGUUUACGAGAACGACAUACUAUUGAUUAUCGUCGUAAACUUUUAAAAAGUCAUAUACCUAUACUUCGAGAAAAUUUAUCGAUUGUUCAUCGUCUUGCUAAUGUUCGAGGUGUUUAUGAUGUUAAUAAAAUGAAUGAAGAUUAUGCUCGUCAUACAUUAAUUCUUAAACAAGAUGCUGCUAAUCGACAAAAAGUACGAGAAACAGCAACACAAAGACCUUUUAUUUUACCAAAAAUUAACGUUAAAUCAUAA